ACGAUACGCGAUAUUCGAUGCGAGUUCCGCCUGCAGGCAAAUUGCAGCCGCAGUCACAGGCUCACUGGCGUCUGGGUGCGUGCGCGGACGAAUACAAAGCAAGAGUUCAUCAACGACGAAGGUGUCAUCGAGUGUAGACGAGUUACUACAGGCCGAUUUCAUACAGCUUCAUUAAUUUCGUGCAUACUGUAGUAACAUAAAUUAUGAAUAGGACCGAUCGUGUGUCAUGGAGAAACGAUGGGUCUGUGAGCCUGCCAUAGCACUGACUGUUUAGACAACAUCGAAGAGGAAAGUUGCAGCAACACGCCUUUAAAGGCCGAACAACGGGCCUAGUGAUUGAUUCCGCGAAGUGCAGUGUCUUUUAAUAAUCGGCUGUUACCGGAUUCGCCAGUGACGAAAACGAUGACAGGCGCAACGACAGUCGUUAGCUGGUAAAAAUACAAAUGCGCAGCAUUUGGUAAAUACAUACUCUUUUACAAGAAGCGCAGCAAUCAGCCGACCUAUACAUUUCGGAAGCGGGGGUCCUGUCAACACCGACCGAGCAAGACGACGAUCACGCAACUCCUCACCCAGUGUGCAUUAGAGAUCUGUGCGAAAGCUAAUGCUGGCAGUAAUUGUGAGCAACGUGAACACAAAAUACCGCGAGAAUUCUCUAGUGGGAGAGCUUCAAAAGGCACGAGCAAUACUGAACUAUUGCGACGCUCUACGGAACGACAAUAGCAGGGACGGAGGAUUAUACAGUAGCCACAGGCAAAUUCGACGACCUCAGACUGGCGAUGCCGGUAGAGCACCCACAUACAAACACAGUGCAUCUACCGGUCGACUGAGCAGACUUUGCGAUAGCAGGUAGCACCGUUAACAGAGGCACGUCCGCUGGCCAUCCGUUGCCUAAGCCAUUAACAACAAACGGUGCAACAAAUACGCCCUGACUCACACGGACGCUCAAGAGGUUUCAUUAGCAGCGCUGAAACAGACCAGUUCCCUAAUUUCCAUUCCGUCCUAUUCUGUUCUAUCAGAGAGCGUCGCUGACUGUGGGAAGAGUGUUUACGGUCACGUCGGUCCUAGUAGUGUUACUAUCGCUGUUGACGCUGACGGCUGGCUAGCUAGCUAGCUAGCUAGCUGAGUUGGUGCGCUCGAUCGAAACGCGAAAGGUGCUCUAUAACGCAGUCGAACAGCAAUGCGCGCUGUAGUCGCUCGAGUAGAAGAAGCUUAGGGAAAAGGAACGAUUGCGGUAGAGCAACGACGGGAGCGGACAAGUCGGCAGUUGGCCGGCUGAUCGGAAACCUCUUUGUCCCAAAAAUAUCCGCAGCCCUAGCGUCUUGGCGACUAACGACCGACACGGUAAAGCCACGCCAGCAACGGCCCAUAGUCGACUGUUGCCGUCCUAGCAGACGGUGCGCGAUAUUAUCCCACCAUUUAGUUCUGGAGAUAGAAAAGAGCUAAGACAGGGAGCGAGAGAAGACCUUAACGUCUUUGUUCUCUAUUCUCUGGACACUGCUAGCUACCCGGUGCUGAUCGACAACCAAUGCUGGUGCUUCUGGUGUUUAUUUAGGUAUCACUGAGCCAGUGUUAGAGAAAAGUGUUGUUUCGGCGAUAUACGCCAGCGCGACGAACGUCUGGAAGCGUGCGGCACUUGCGCGCAUGCUUAAGCCGCCCAAUAGCCAGCGACAGAGCCGAAUAGUAAAGAAGGUAGAAGGAGCGAUCGUGACGCGUUUUAGCUAUUAAAUAUAACAAAGUAGAAUAGGAGAAGUGCUAGAAUAAAGGAGAAAGUGAUCGUGUGCGAGAAACAGGGAGAGCGCGCGUGAAGGGGACGAAUCAGCCAUGUUGUUGUGCUAGUGUCGCGCAUCGUCAAUGUGAAGUAGAGGUGCGCGUAGGCCUGUGCGUCUAUAGACGUACUUCUGCAGAAGAAAAGCAGACGAAUUAGCGUUGACUGGCGGAGUCGAUUGAUUGAUCGAUCGAUCGAUCGAUCGAUUGAUUGAUUCAUUGAUAGACAACGACAAAGUGCGUGCCAAUAAGGAGCCGUUCAUUCAUCCCGCUUUGACGGUCGAACGUAGCUUAGUGUUGCUUAGCGUAUCGCCCGUCACCGUCAUCGUUAUUAUGUUGACACUGUAGAAAGAACCGUUAAGAUGAACAGCAGGGGAGCGAAAUAAUAUUAUUUCCAUCAGAGUUGUUUUGUUAGCACGACACCUAUAGCUGCACUGCUAGUCGUCGGUGAGUGGUGGAAAAACGACGACGACGACGACGACGACGACGUGUGAUAGCGUGCAGUCUUGUUCACCUUACCAACCAAUCACGAUUCCCAUCUUUGUUUGAGAGAUAUCUCGUACACCCGACCGAGACGUCGACGCUAGCAGGACGGACAUCGCCAUUAGCAUCCUGCAAAACAACAGCUCAUCUACCCCUCAACCAAAGAAGAUUGCCGCAGUGAUCAACGCCCGAAAAUGACCAGCCGAUGUCGACCCGCGGCCUAUUUUGUUGGCUGUUUAGUCAUCGUCUGCAUAUGCUUUUACGCUCGGACGGUAGCGACCGCCGAGCCCACAAAACCGACGUUGCCGCAUGGUUGUAAUGAGUCAGUUUGUGGAAGCGUCGUAUCAAAAUGCCUCCUGACCCAAUCGUGUAAAUGUGGGCCAGAUCCUGUACGAAACAACAUCACCUGCGCUAAAGACUGUUUCUACUGCCUCGACUACCUGUACACGGAUUGCUGUUCUUGUGUUGAUGUUUGCCGAAAAGAUAAUAGAGAGUUUUCGCUGAGUCAAAAAUCAAACGUCGAAGAUCUCCCAGACCCGAUUCCGGAGCUAUUCCAGUUGCUCAUGGAAAGUGUCGAUGCGUCACAGGGGCGCUGGACGUCCCUAUCUUUUCCAGCGCAUCACACCGUCAUCGGACUCAACAAGGACAUACACUUUGUCAGCAUCAUCCCGCAUCCAGUUGGCAUAAAUGAUUCGAUCGACUCGACGCCAUCACCGAUCAACAUCAACCCCACGUAUGAUUCGAAUACAAAAGCCGACGACGUCAACUGUACUGUUGCCUUCAUGAAGCCCUGCCUGUCGCUAAACAAAUGUCGCGAAAACUGCAUGAGUCUUGGCGCCACUAGUUACAGAUGGUUUCACGAUGGGUGCUGCGAGUGUGUGGGAAGUACUUGCCUCAACUAUGGUCUUCAUGAAGGCCGCUGUCAACAAUGUCCGCUGAACAACGAGUUCCUGACAGACAAUGAUGACAAUGACGAAGAGACUGUGAUCGAAAAUCCUGACAGCCGGCCGAGUCCACCGGCGUUGAGUCCUUCCGUAGCAAGCUCCCCAGUUCAUGUAGAUGUAAGUGAGGAACCAAACGGCGUCGAACGAACGGAGUCAGCUUUGCCCGUGACAUCAGAAGCUUCACCGGCGAGUUUUGCCACCGUCUCGGAAACAAUUCCAGUUCACCAGAUGUCCGCUUUGCCCAAUGGAAACAGUAGCGGCGCUAACCAAAGCAAAACCGCCGUUCCCGUAGCGUCUAGUGAGCCUUUAGGAAAGCUUCAUAAAGCUGAUGAUAAUAGUCUAGCAGCAUAAGUCGAUUGUGCUCUUUAGCACACAACCUAAAGUUAGGGCGUUUACGUUCUAAUAAAGACGAGGAGCACGUUCUUACGACACUGUUGACAAAAUGUAAGAACACGCCACUCGCUAGAUGAUAAGAAAAACAGUCAAAUUUAAUUUGUAAAUUAGUCUUUAAAAUAGCUCUUUCCCUUUCCCCAUCUCUCUCCCCUCCCCCUCCCCCUCCCUCUCUCUCCCCCUCCCUCUCUUAUAUAUAUUACCCAUAAUAAUUAUGCUUUUCAAAUGAUCGGCGGUGUAGUCAAAACGGCUGACAUCUAAUAAUCAUCGAAGCACACACGCAUAACACAUACACGAUCUGUAAAUAUAAAUGUAUUAGUACAUGAUAUAAAAUAAUAGGCAAGUAUUUAUUAUUUAUAUAAAAAGAAAAUACGAGAAGACAACAAGUGUGAAGAUUAGAGCUAGAGUGACUAGAGAAAGUGGACUCUGACGGUGUAGAAAUGGAGAGACGAAGAAAGACUUAACGAUGCAAAUGCAGAUGCUUAUGUAAGUAGGUCAAGUCGAAGAUAAACAUGGGACAAAAACAGACUUGUUAUAUAACAAACUUGAUGAAAAUAGAAAAUUGCUGCAGAUAAAAGCGUGUCUUCGAACGAAGCGUAGGGCUACGUAUUUGUUCGCUUUGUUUCCAACAUGGACACGCCGAUGGUGCUUAUUGUCGAUCUCCGUUGUCCUUGAGCCUGGCUUUUCGUUUCUACUGGCGGGCAGACACUUGAGCGGAAUCGCUUUUUGUAUCAUAGACAUCAAACGAAUAUACAUAAAUAUAUAUACAAUCGUAUAAUGAACCUUCCAGAUUAUAUAUAAUAGACAAUGUAUCCGUUAAAGUUCUCGUGAAUUACGUUGUUAAAAUAGAUGGUUAAUGUACCGAGCACUUACGCGACUUAGAGUCAACUUUUGAUGGCCGGAUAAACACAAACAGACACACACACAAAUGAACAUACGCAGCCAUACACAAAGAUACAGACUUUGUAUUUAUUUUAGCAUACAUACAUACAUACAUACAUACAUACAGAUAGAAAAAAAAUGGAAUAAAGUACAGCAGACAAUGUUUCAAUGAAGUAGAUCUUCAAGUAUCAAUUCACAAAUGAAAAUCAUAGUAACAAUAUUGUCAGUAGCAGAAUAAGAAAUAGGUGGUGAUGAUGAAUGAAGGUGGUGUAAGUAAAUCGACCAAUGUCUUCGCUUGAAAAGUUUCAACAAAGCCAUAAUCACGAUGUUGAAUAAAUUACUGUUAAUUGUACGUCAAUGUAAUAUUUUAAUAUUAAUUCAUAUGGCUAUUAUCAUUAUUAUUGUAUUAAAAGAAAGAAAAAUACGAAAAA
Molecule: messenger RNA, 4894 nt
Organism: Varroa destructor (honeybee mite)
Lineage: Eukaryota; Metazoa; Arthropoda; Arachnida; Mesostigmata; Varroidae
Product: twisted gastrulation protein homolog 1-A-like
Biological process (GO): regulation of BMP signaling pathway
Source: RefSeq, a predicted model, not a curated record